Messenger RNA from Cyclopterus lumpus (lumpfish), 2526 nucleotides. It is a transcript of the gene st8sia5, whose product is annotated as ST8 alpha-N-acetyl-neuraminide alpha-2,8-sialyltransferase 5. The record is from RefSeq and is a predicted model, not a curated record. Gene Ontology annotation, biological process: oligosaccharide metabolic process; N-glycan processing. Gene Ontology annotation, molecular function: alpha-N-acetylneuraminate alpha-2,8-sialyltransferase activity. The transcript has 9 exons. The coding region runs from base 586 to 1920 and encodes 444 amino acids. NCBI's taxonomy places the organism in Eukaryota, Metazoa, Chordata, Actinopteri, Perciformes, Cyclopteridae.
AGCUUUGCUCAGAUUUGGAGAUGAAGCAUCGAGGAUGUGUACGCGUGUGUGUUUUCGGUCGCGUGCUCGCAUCAGUGAGCUAAAGGAGAAGGAAACAAAUCGCGCGUAUUGCCAUCGAUGCGUUUGAUUUGAUCUGAUUUAACAUUGCGGGAUCCAUUCUGGAGAGGAAACCAAAAAACCUGUCGGUGCGCGUUAUUUUGAAAAAAAAUAAAAUAAUCUGCAUUGCUUGCAUCCGACCGAGCGACUGCACCUCCGUCGAGACGAGGAGCGCACGAUAUCCGCGGGACGUUUCAUGUUUUUACGUUUCAUGUUUGCAAUAUAGAUAUAUAUAUUAUAUACAUAUAUAAAGGUAUAAGAAAUAUUGUGUCACAAGUGGACGCAGGGUUGAUUUGCAAUUGAGGUCACAGCUGGCGCUUCAUUGCGAUGCUUAUCAUCCAACAGCAAUGAUGCUGCGGUACGAGGGCAGUAACAUAGCAUAGACAAGGUGAUGGACAAUGUCCUGUCCGGCGGGUACACGACCCCUGCGCUCCUGGUCCUGAAUGCAGCGGAGAGAGACACCUAACCGGGUGUCACCGUCAGCCCUGGAUGCUGCGCCGAAGAAUGGGAUACGCCGACCCAUCCGCGGGUAAAGAUAUACUCGGCAAUAGGUCUCUUUGUUUCAUGUUCAUUUGCGCAUUUGGACUCGUCACGCUACUGCAACAGAUUCUCUAUGGGAAAAACUACAUUAAGAGUGCGCAACAGUUUAGCCGACUCAAAGGGGACGAGACAGGAAAUUGGACCGGUCCCGUUAAUUUCUUGGAUGAUGGAUCUCUGAAGCCGGCCAGAAAUGGAAGGAAAAGAUGUUUCCGUCAGAAUUUUCAGCCAGAUUCACAGAUCUCCGUAAUAGUCACACCCUGCCUAGCUGAUAUUAAGAAGAAAAAAAAAAGGUAUCUGGAAAACUACGAUGGCUCAUAUGAAUACAACUCCACUGCAUGCAGGGAGCUCAGACAGGAGAUUAUGGACGUCAAAGUCUUGACAAUGGUGAAAACCUCGGAUCUGUUUGAGAGAUGGCGAAACCUGCAGGUGUGUAGAUGGGAGCAGAACAAGGAGGAGAACAGCAACUUCAAGAUGUCUCUGUCUCGCUGCUGUAAUGCUCCUUCCUUUCUGUUCACCACCAAGAGGAACACUCCUGCAGGGACCAAACUGAGGUACGAGGUGGAUACCAGUGGUAUUCUUCCCAUCACCACUGAAGUCUUCAAGAUGUUCCCAGAUGAUAUGCCGUAUUCCAAAUCGCAGUACAAGAAAUGUGCUGUUAUUGGAAAUGGCGGCAUCAUCAAGAACACCAAAUGUGGAAAGGAAAUUGACUCAGCAGAUUUUGUGUUUAGGUGCAACAUACCACCCAUCAAUGAGAAGUACUCAGCUGAUGUUGGCACUAAAACAGAUCUGGUGACAAUAAAUCCGAGCAUUAUUACUGAGAGAUUUCAGAAGCUGGAGAAAUGGCGGCGACCCUUUUACGAGGUCCUCCAGAAUUACGAGAACUCCUCGGUGGUGCUUCCCGCCUUCUACAACACCCGCAACACCGAUGUAUCUUUCAGAGUCAAGUACAUGCUGGAUGACUUCGACUCCCAGCGAGGCGUGUUCUUCUUCCACCCGCAGUACCUGCUCAACGUGCAGAGGUUCUGGGCGGUGCAGGGCGUCCGGGCCAAGCGGGUCAGCAGCGGCCUGAUGCUCGUGACCGCCGCCUUAGAGAUGUGCGAGGAGGUCCACCUCUACGGUUUCUGGGCGUUUCCCAUGAACCCCUCGGGCAUCUUCAUCACCCACCAUUACUAUGACAACGUCAAGCCGCGGCCGGGCUUCCACGCCAUGCCCCACGAAAUUUUCAACUUCAUUCACAUGCAUACUCGUGGGAUCAUCAAUGUACACACGGGGCCGUGCACGUGAUCGCCCACUCCUCUGCUGUAUUGUGGUGUACCUUUUUAGUUUGUUUGUUUUAAACCAGGUUGUGUUUUAUUUUGGUCAGCGAGACACAAAAAAGAGAGUUGGCCUUCAGAGCGCACACUUGUCUGCUCUCACGUAUCCCACCACACAGUUUGAAGGUUGCUGGCUUUAACUGCCAACAUACUUUGUAUAAGUUGUUUAUGUAGCCAAUCAAAUCACUAUGGUUAUCUCCGACUCUGUAACCAGAGAAUGCUUGUUUUUAAUGUGAAAAGUGGUCUUCAUAGUGAUGUUGUUUCUGUGAAGUUUUUCUAGUGGCUCUGCUGUACGGAAGUGUUGUUUUCUACUCAACGUUGCACAGAUAUUUACGCUGAAAUGGGCCGCAGUGGGUGUCUUUGUGCCCCCUCAUUCCCCCUGUAUUCUCUCUUAAUGGGCACUCUGUGGGUGUGGCAGCUUUUAAUCUUUGUGUAAAACAAAACCUGGCCCUUAGUAUUGAGCUAAUAUUUGAAAACAGGUGGGAAAAAAAGAUAAAAUUCCAACAUCCAAUUGUCUACUUUUGUAAUCUAUUUCCUAUUGACCAGAUUCACUGGGUUAAUAUAUAUAUAUAUAUAU